AAAUGCAAGACAAUGCUAUGAGUGUUCGUGUUUGUACAUCAACCCCUCAGAUCCAGGAUAUGACUAUGGACAAUGCCAGACAUUUCCUGCAGAUAGACAAUGCGAGGCUUGCUGCUGACGAUUUCAAAGUCAAGUUUGAGUCGGAGCAGGCCAUGCGGCAAGGGGUGGAGCAGGAUCUGGGACGACUCCGCAAGAUGCUGGACGACACUCACAUGGGCCGCAUGCACCUGGAGAGCCAGAUCGAGUCUAUGAGAGAAGAGCUGGCUUUCCUGAAGAAGAGCCAUGAAGAGGUACACGCCUUAAACACACCAUUCAACACUGAUUAAACAGCAACACCUCAACCCUA
Sinocyclocheilus grahami is the source of this 346-nucleotide messenger RNA. RefSeq names its product keratin, type I cytoskeletal 18-like. Gene Ontology annotation, molecular function: structural molecule activity. Gene Ontology annotation, cellular component: cytoskeleton. NCBI's taxonomy places the organism in Eukaryota, Metazoa, Chordata, Actinopteri, Cypriniformes, Cyprinidae. The record is from RefSeq and is a predicted model, not a curated record. The transcript has 2 exons. The coding region runs from base 3 to 326 and encodes 107 amino acids.